Messenger RNA from Salvia hispanica, 318 nucleotides. RefSeq lists its product as uncharacterized. NCBI's taxonomy places the organism in Eukaryota, Viridiplantae, Streptophyta, Magnoliopsida, Lamiales, Lamiaceae. Gene Ontology annotation, molecular function: nucleic acid binding. The record is from RefSeq and is a predicted model, not a curated record.
AUGGCAAUCAAAAACAUUUUGGAAAAGACGGUGAACACCACGAGGAAAGAUUGGAGUAAACGCCUCAACGAUGCUCUCUGGGCUUACAGGACUACUUACAAAACACCGAUUGGAAUGUCACCGUAUAGAUUGGUGUUCGGAAAAAUGUGUCAUUUGCCCGUGGAAGUGGAACAUAAAGCUUACUGGACCAUUAAAGAGAUGAAUAUGAAGGUGCCGGCCUGUGAAGAAGAACGGAAACUGCAGCUACAAGAAUUUGAUAAGCUAAGACUGGAGGCAUUCGACUCGGCCAUGUGGUAUAAAGAAAGAACAAAGUUCUAG